Papaver somniferum (opium poppy) is the source of this 950-nucleotide messenger RNA. RefSeq names its product glutathione S-transferase T2-like. NCBI's taxonomy places the organism in Eukaryota, Viridiplantae, Streptophyta, Magnoliopsida, Ranunculales, Papaveraceae. The coding region runs from base 168 to 941 and encodes 257 amino acids. The transcript is spliced from 2 exons. The record is from RefSeq and is a predicted model, not a curated record.
AAUCCUUUAACAACUCAAUCAGCCAAUCCUCCUCGGCGGAUUUGGACAACUGAAGAAGACACUGCACUAGUGAAGGCAUAUCUGUACAUUAGUGUUGAUGCAAUAAUAGGAAGGGAGCAGUCAGGUGGCACAAUGUGGAAUCAGAUCUUGAAAGUUUGGAGAGAAAUAUGGGAACUUAUGAUGAGGACCGCAAUCCUAAUGCUCUAUCGUGCCGAUGGGGUAUCAUACAAGCUGCAGUUAACAAGUUUCACGGACAUUAUGAAUCACUCAACAGAAAUCCGAAAAGCGGAACUUCAAUCGAACUUAUGAAAAGUCAAGCUUUAAAAAUGUACAAAACGUUGGAGGGAACCACAUUCAGGUUUGAGCAUUGUUGGGAGGUUAUGAGAAAAAAUCCGAAAUGGUGUUCUCAGCAGCUUACAAAGCCUGGCUCCUCAAAGAAAGAUAAACCAGUAGAUGUCAUCAAUCUCGACACUCUAAAGGAACCAAUUACAUCAACUGAAGGAAGUGAGGACAACAAAAGUGAGGGUGUUCCUCGCCCAGAUGAAGGAAGAAAGUUGAGUAAGGAGAAUGCUAAGAAAGCCCAUGAACAGAAGGGAGUGAUUGGAUUUUUGACCAGCUAUCAGUCCACCAUAGAGAAACAAAAUGUGUUUAGCCAAAAAGAGUUGGAGCUGAAGAUUGAGAAAGAGAGAAAAGAAUUUGAACUUAUGAAAGAAGAUUUGGCUCUGAAAAAAAAGGCUUACGAGCUAAAGGAAGAAGCUCGAAAGAAGAAAGAGAUGAUAGCAGAACGCAUUGAAGAAGAACGCAUCCUGAAUAAGGACCUUGAUAAAAUGCAACCAGUUCUGAGAAAAGCUUACAAAAUAAUCCAGGCUCGUAUACUGAAGAAGUGGAAAGAAGAUGGGACUUUGGGGAAUGAUUCUGAGAGCAGCGACGAUAGUAUUUGAGUUGUUUCU